Helicoverpa zea (corn earworm) is the source of this 2199-nucleotide messenger RNA. RefSeq lists its product as uncharacterized. Lineage: Eukaryota; Metazoa; Arthropoda; Insecta; Lepidoptera; Noctuidae. Gene Ontology annotation, molecular function: DNA binding. The record is from RefSeq and is a predicted model, not a curated record. The transcript is spliced from 4 exons. The coding region runs from base 250 to 1821 and encodes 523 amino acids.
UAUGGCUCGUUGUUAUCAAACUUCAAACUUGUUUUGUAAAGAGUUUGCUUUUCCAAGAUUUUAAACUAAAAUAGUAAGUUUGUAGCUUAUAAACUGUAAAUAAAUUAUUUUAUAAUAUAGUUAAGUGACUUUAGUGCUAUGUGUUAAUAAAGAAUUAAUGUUUACAUCUUUAAUCAACAGACAAUGGCUAAAGUAGCACCCACAGACUAUGUAGUGGUGAAAAUGUCUGAACCCUUAACUUAAAAGAGUAUGGGUUUCAAAUGUAUCCCAGCAAGUUGGGUACAGAACACUCUACUUAAUAACUAUUUAAUUACUCGUUAUCCGUUAGAGCAAACUUGUGCGACUGAGUUACAAGUAAAAAAUAGGCAGCCAGCUUGUGCAAACUGGCCUUUUUUCUGUGCCACAAUUGUAUCUAGAGCAGAUACCUAUGAGAAAGCAACAGAAAUUAUAAGAGAUAAAGAGAAGGAGCCACUUGGAACCAUUGAUGAGCAACAGAACAAUAUGAACGGGCAGAAAAAUGAAUCACCUAAAGCAAAAAAACGUAAAAAUGCAGAAGAAAAUGAGUUACCUAACGAAAACAGUCUUCCCAAAAAACCUCGAACAUCAGCUGCACAUGCCAAAAAAACAGUGCAGAAAAAACCGGCCGUAGGCCCAAAAAAACAAAAAUCAUUUCCAAAAUCUAGUCUUUCGUUACGAAAAGGGACUCGUACUAGGACCCUUAAAGCCCUGAUCAGAUCAAACCGAUUUAAUUCUUUAGAAAAACUGAUCAAUGAAAGGGAUUCACCCUCCAAAGAAAAACCGCAAAACGGGAAAGAAAGCGAUGGUAAUUCAUCUACUGAUGACAAUGAUGAUGAUUCAUCUACUGAUGGUAGUGAUAGUAGCGAAAGUGAAUAUUUGCCAUCUUCACCUACUCAAAAUAAUAUAGAACAAGGAAUGGCUAAAACACCAGAAGCAGAAGAGCCUUCAACAAACUCAGAAAGCUCAAUGCGUGAGAAUCUUCCAACUACCUCAUCAAAAGCAAAUAAAGAAACCACUGAAAACCCGACCAAAAUAAACACAAAACAGUUACAAAAUAUUUGCAACACAAUUAUAGAAGUUAAGAGUAAAAUCAAAGCUGUGUACGAGGAGUCAAAUUUAUUAUUGAAAAAGAGCUUUGAAGGCAUUGGUCUUAAUGUUCCGGAGCUGAAUUAUAUUUCAACAUUAAUAACUGACAAUAUACAACCAACAAGUAGUAAAAUACCACCGUCAUUUCAAAGUUUAGGAUCUCCUAAUGGACUACUAUUGACACCAUCUGACAAGUCUUGUUCAGAAACUACACAGAAAGAAGGACUUUCAUCAGAAGAUCAAUCAACAUCAGAAGGGCCAUCAACGUCAGAAGGAACAUCAAACCCUUCAUCUUCAAAUCAAAAGGCAGACACAAAAUGGACUCUCCGACACCAAGGACCAGGCAUAGGAUUAAUAGAACUAAUGCCUUAUACUGGAGUUUAUGUAUUAGAAGCUGAACUAAAGAACUGCGAAACUAUGAUGUCAGAUAUGAAAAAAUUCGCUCGAGCACUGUUACCUAUAAUUUUUACAAAGGAAGCUUUGGAUACCUGCACUUUUACUGGUAACAAGCCCAAGACGAAAUACCCAGAAAAUUUUGAAGUGAGACCCGGUCUUGAUGAAAAUGCAAGAAAGACUUUGGUGACUUAUGUAAGGGAACGCGGCAUUGAGAAGGGUUGGACUCAGGAAAGUCCAGUAGUGAUUGUUACAAGUUUGAAAAAUAAAUUGCAAGUCCAGAAGUAUAGGGUUAAUCUUAAGAAAGAAUCGAAUACUAAGUAAUAUUUUUAUAACAAAAAUACAAUCUAGUUAUUUUCAUAUUUUAAGAUAUGGUUGUCAAAAUAUGUAAUAAUGUUUUGCUCAUGCAAUCCCUCUCUAGCUACUUAAUAAGAAACUAUUUUAAAUAGGUAUAAGAUACUUAUAUUGUUAAUAAAAAUAUUUUUAUUACUGUGCAUGGCAUAAUUUUUUAAAACUUUUAUAUAUAUAAUAAUCAAGUCUUAGUUUUUAAAUUAUAUAGGGUCCCUAUGUUAUGUUAUAUUUUUGGUAGGAAUAUAUCUUUUAUAUUGUUAGAAACAUGUACAUCACAUUUAAUGUGCCAUUUUUACUGUUUGUUCAUAGUUUAGAAUAAUUAUAAUAAAGAAAUUCAGAUACUGAAAAAAA